Messenger RNA from Camelina sativa (false flax), 2284 nucleotides. The record is from RefSeq and is a predicted model, not a curated record. NCBI's taxonomy places the organism in Eukaryota, Viridiplantae, Streptophyta, Magnoliopsida, Brassicales, Brassicaceae.
AUGAAGAAUGCUACAAGGAAGCAGGCUAGGGCUGUAACACGGGUGUUUUGGGACAUCAAUCUGUGUCCGGUUCCCUCUGGCUUUAGUCCUCGUCGGGUCCGUCCGUGUAUCAAACGGUUUUUGGAGAAAUAUGGAUACUAUGGUCCUCUCACCAUCAUUGCUGCUGGCGUACUAACAGACGUCCCUGUUGACAUCCUUAGAGAAGUCUUUUCCAGUGGAAUCUCUCUUACUAACGUGCCCUAUGGUUCCUCAGACACGGCGGAGCUUGUUUUUACGCUUACAUAUGAGGAUCCAGCUCUAGCGAAUAUAAUGGUCAUAUCCGAUCCCAAUUUCUUCCCUGAUAUUUCACCCGUGUCCCUACGAUUCUCUUCAAAGCCUUCUUCAGAAAGGUGUGUGUAUUCGGGGAGACGUGAGGAGAAAACAGAAACAGGUGUAUCUGCCUGCUGGAAUUGCUGGUUAUGCUGCCGUGAUCCUCCUGGCCAUGACUUUGAAAAUUUCGCCACGCAUCUCUACGAUGAAGAACAUCAGCAGCUGAUGUUGGACCUACCACCUAACGAUAAUGAUGUUACGCGCCCCGUUUAUUUUGAUCGAACUCUCAUGGUGAGGAAGCAACCAAAGUCAUUUUCCCUUUCUCACUUGGAUGUGCAUUUUGUUAUCAAUCAGGCGUGGGACUGGUUGCCUCUUACAAGAGCUAAAAGAUCAGAGGCUCUAACAUUGGUCUUUUGGGACAUCAAUACGUGUCCGGUUCCCCAUUCCUGUGAUGCUCGUCUGGUUGGUCCGCGCAUUAAACGGUUUCUGGAGAAGAAAGGCUGCUUUGGUCCUCUUACCAUCAUUGCAGUUGGCUUAUUAACCGACCUCCCUAUUGACAUCCUGAGGAGAGUCUAUUCCAGUGGAAUCUUUCUUACCAACGUCCCUUACGGUUCUCAAACAGAUUCCACAGACACUGAGCGUCUCAUUUCUGAGUUUAUCGCUAGCUAUCCACAUCCAGCUAACAUAAUGGUCAUAUCCGAUUCAAAAAUCUCUUCUUCUCAUCAAUCCUAUCUAGAAAGGAUGGGAUACAACCUUCUUCAAUAUGAUUCUCUUGAAAGAUUUCUUCCGGCAGAUUCAGGGGGACUUAAGGAGUAUAAGUGCUGUGAAACGGGUGAAUCUGCCUACUGGUUUUGCUCAUUAUGCCAAAGCGGUGUUGCUAACAACGGCUUUGAUAAUUUCACCAUGCAUAUCUCUAGCGGACAACACCAACAGGAGUUGUUGGACCUGGACCUGUUGCCUACUCCACCAAGUAAGGGUCCUGAGAAAAACCUUGAGGCUGUAACAUCGGUCUUUUGGGACAUCAAUAGGUGUCCGGUUCCCACUGGCUUUGAUCCUCGUCUGGUCGGUCCGAGUAUCAAACGGUUUCUGAAGAAUAGUGGCUACUCUGGUCCUCUCACCAUCACUGCUGCUGGCGUACUACAAGACGUCCCUAAUGACAUCCUGAGAGGAGUCUAUGCCGGUGGAAUCUCUCUAGAUAACAGUAAAGUCAUCUACAGACCCUCAGACAUUGAAGAUAGUGUUUUACGUUAUACCUUCAGUAAUCCACCUCCAGCUAAUAUAAUGGUCAUAUCCGAUCCGGAAGUCUUCCCGUUGAUUGCUCGCUACUUAGAAUCGAAGGGAUACAGCUUUCUUUCUGAGUCUUCUAUUCAUCAUCUGACAGAUUCAGCAGGGGCACUUGAGGAGGAUAAUAAGUGCAGUGAAACGGGUGAAUCUGCCAGCUGGAUGUGCUCUGUUUGCUGCGAAGAUGUUGAAGAGAAAGGCUUUGAAGAAUUCAUUACGCAUCUCUCUAGUAGAGCACAUCAACGGAAGAUGUUGGACUUCUUACCUAUGAAUGUUCGGUUUUCUCGUCAGGAGCAUGGUGGCGAAUCAAGCAAAGGCAAGUUUUAAUAUCUGAUUAACGUUUGGGGAUUUCUAAUCUCUAGAAUCUUGGGAGUUUACUUUAUGAAUAUGAAAAACUAAAACAUUGUAGGGAACGUGAACAAGAACAAAAACAAGAGGAAGAGGAAGAAUUACAAGAAUUACUGAAUAAGAAGUCCCCCUUGAUGUUGUUCUUCUCUAAGGAGUUAGUAGCUGCAAAUGUUUGGUUAACUUGUGAAGACCAUCGGAAGUUACCAAUCAUGUAGUCAGUGUUUCUUUAUAAAGUGAGAAAAGAAGUAGCAGACAAAAUGCAGUUUUCCAAAGUUAAAACACAACAUUGUGAUUUGAGCAAAAGAAGACCAAACCAAAAAAAAAAACCAUUGAAAUAAUUCAAGAA